Messenger RNA from Balaenoptera acutorostrata (minke whale), 6949 nucleotides. RefSeq names its product zinc finger protein 582 (gene ZNF582). The coding region runs from base 386 to 2566 and encodes 726 amino acids. Lineage: Eukaryota; Metazoa; Chordata; Mammalia; Artiodactyla; Balaenopteridae. The transcript has 6 exons. Gene Ontology annotation, biological process: regulation of DNA-templated transcription. The record is from RefSeq and is a predicted model, not a curated record.
UCCGCCGGUACGGAGGGGGAAGCGUACCUGGGGCUGCGCGGGGCGCGACCACGGGGGCAACUGGACCCGAGGAGGCGGCAGGUGAGGGGCUUCGGAGCUUGCCAAGCGCUCCGGAGUCCACGCAGGACUGGGCGCCGCGGCCGGGCGGGUCGCGGGCCUGGGAAGAACACGAACGUCUCGCUUCAUCGUCGGUGUGCGGCUUUCCCGGCUCUGGACUACACUUCCCAUCGUCCCCCGCGGCGUGCGCCCUGCUUGCGCCCCCUGUCGGCGUCAGGGCUUAUAGCCCGGGUCCCUGGACCCCUUAGCUCUGCCAUCUCAGGACUCUGCCCUUCCCCAAGAGAGAAACCAGGAGGAGGACCCAUCAACCCAUGAAAUUUUGACAGUCAUGUCCCUUGGUUCAGACUUGUUCAGGGAUGUGGCCGUAGUCUUCUCCCAAGAAGAAUGGGAACAGCUGGCGCCUGCUCAGAGGGAUUUGUACAGAGAUGUGAUGUUGGAGAUCUAUAGCAACCUGGUCUCACUGGGUUUUGCCAUUUCCAAACCUGAUGUGAUCUCCUUCCUGGAACAAGGCAGAGAGCCCUGGAUGGUGGAGAAAGUAGCGACAGGAGGCCAGUGCCCAGUACUGGAGUCCAGGUAUGAUACUAAGGUAUUAUCUCCAAAGCAGCACAGUUAUGAAGUACAAUCACCCCGGUGGCAGAUAAUGGAAAGCCUUACAAGUUAUGGUUUUGAGUGCUCAAGUUUCCAAGAUGAUUGGGAAUGCAGAAGUCAGUUUGACAGGCAAGAGGGAAAUCCAGAUGGACAUUUGAGUCACAUGAUAAUCGAUAAUGAAGAAAUGUCCACUUUUGACCAGCAAGCAUCUCUUACUUUUUAUCAGAAAAUUCAUAUUGGAGAAAAACCCUAUGGAUAUAAUGAAUGUAGAAAAGACUUCUGGCAAGAGGACUUCCUUAUUAAUCAUCAAGGGAUUCAUACUAAUGAGAAACCCUACAAAUGUAAGGAAUGUGGGAAGGCCUUUAAAUAUGGCUCACGACUAAUUCAACACGAGAAUAUUCAUUCUGGCAAGAAACCGUAUGAAUGUAAGGAAUGUGGAAAGGCCUUCAAUUCUGGUUCAAAUUUCAUACAACAUCAGCGAGUUCAUACUGGUGAGAAACCUUAUGAAUGUAAGGAUUGUGCAAAGGCCUUUAGUCGAAGCUCACAGUUGAUUGAACAUCAACGAAUUCAUACUGGUGAGAAACCCUAUCAGUGUAAGGAAUGUGGCAAGGCCUUCAAUCGGAUCUCACAUCUUAAAGUACAUUAUAGAAUUCAUACUGGUGAAAAACCCUAUGCAUGCAAGGAAUGUGGGAAGACCUUUAGUCAUCGUUCUCAGUUGAUUCAACAUCACACUAUUCACACUGGCAAGAAACUCUAUGAAUGUAAAGAAUGUGGGAAGGCCUUUAAUCAAGGCUCAACUCUUAUUCGACAUCAGAGAAUUCAUACUGGUGAAAAACCCUAUGAAUGUAAGGCAUGUGGGAAGGCCUUUAGGGUGAACUCACAACUUAAGCAACAUCAGAGAAUUCACACAGGAGAGAAACCCUACCAAUGUAAGGUAUGUGGUAGGGCUUUCAAACGGGUCUCACAUCUUACUGUACAUUAUAGAAUUCAUACGGGUGAGAAACCAUAUGAAUGUAAGGAAUGUGGGAAAGCCUUCAGCCAUUGCUCACAACUGAUUCAACAUCAGGUAAUUCAUACUGAGGAAAAACCCUAUGUGUGUAAUGAAUGUAGAAAAGGUUUUUGGCAGAAGAAAUGUCUUCUUAGUCAUCAGAAAAUUCAUACUGGUGAAAAAUCUUAUCAAUGUCAGCAAUGUGGGAAGGCUUUCCAUCGCCGUUCCUAUCUUCCUCAACAUCAGAGAACUCAUAGUGGGGAAAGACCCUAUGAAUGUACAGAAUGUGGAAAGGCCUUUGGUUCUGUUUCACUCUUUACCAGACAUCAGAGAAUUCAUACUGGUGAGAAACCCCAUGAAUGUAAGGAUUGUGGAAAAACCUUUGUUCGGCUCUCACAACUUAACGUGCAUCACAGAACUCAUACUGGUGAAAAACCCUAUCAAUGUACUGAAUGUGGAAAAGCUUUCAGUUACUUAUCACUGAUUAUUAAACAUCAGAGAAUUCAUACUGGAGAAAAGCCCUAUGACUGUAAGGAAUGUGGAAAGGCCUUUAGAGGUAUCACACAACUUAAUGAACAUCAAAGAAUCCAUACUGGUGAGAAGCCAUAUAAAUGUAAUGAAUGUGGAAAGGCCUUUGGCCAUCGUUCAUAUCUUCCUCAACAUCAGAGGAUCCAUACUGGUAAGAAACCUUACAAAUGUAAGGUUUGUGGGAAAGCCUUUAGGCAGGGCUCACAGCUUAACCACCACCAAAGAAUUCAUACUGGUGAGAAACCCUAUAAAUGUAAUGAAUGUGGGAAGGACUUUAGGCAGGGCUCACAGCUUAAACAACACCAGAUAAUUCACACCGGUGAGAAGCCUUAUGAAUGCAAGGAAUGUGGGAAAGCCUUUAGUCAGUGCUCACAACUUACUCGACAUAAGAAAAUUCAUUCCUAAUGUAUGUAAGAAAUGUGGGAAGGCCUUCGGGCACUCUCAUCUUCCUCAACUUUAAGGAAUUCAUGCUAUGGAAAAUCCCUAUAAAUAAGUGAAGCAAAGACUUCACUGGUCUCAUCCCUCAGGGAACAUCAGCUAAUUAUGUACAACCUUGUGUAAUGUGGAAACGCUUUUUGGUUCAAUUCAUGUUACAUUCAUCAGCAGAUUCAUCACCAUCACAUUCAACAUUAAAGACCAUAUUAAUAUGAUAAUGUAGCAAAGCUUCCCAACACUACCUAUCAAUUAUUAGUAAUUGGAAAAUUCAUGCUGGCUAGCAACCAUCAAAGUAGAGAAAUUUUGGAAACCCUUUAGUUUAAGCUAAUUCUAACUUACAUAAAAGAAAGCAAAAGAGAAAGUAAUCCUGUGAAUGUCAGGUAUGUGGGAAGUUCUUUAGCCAUAAGUCUCUUUUAAUCAGAAAAUUCAUAUUUGAAGAAUGUAAGUUAAAAAAAAUCCCCAUUCAUCAUUUAUUGUGCAUCAGAAAAUACACAGUGAAUACAACACCACACAUUUAAAAACAACAGUUAAACAUUUAACUAUCAAGUUGAGGAAGGUGUGGAGAAGUUUGUAACAAAUCAUAUAGGGCUAUAGCUCAGGUAAAAAUGUAAUAAAUUAGACAUUAACAAAAUAUUUAUGUUACAUACUACCUAUUUUCUCCUUAAGUGAAACAAUGAGAGCACGAUGAAGUGAAUGAGCAGUAUAAAACAAAACCCAUGGGAUGUGACCAUAUCUAUACUCAACGUUACUACUUUAAAUGCAUUUAUAGAUAAGAAAACUACAAACAAUGUAAAUAAUAAGUGAACCAGAGACCUCGAAAAGGUAGAAAAUGAACAUAACUCACCAACAGACAGAAUUAAGAAAAAAAUUAAUUGAAAUUUAAACAGAGAAGUAGGUUUUAUUAACCUUGAAGCCUUUUCUUUAAAAAGAAAAUAUAAGCACUUAUAAAUUUCGUAAAAGUAUGCUACAGUAUUGUUAAAAACGAGGAUGUAAUAACACACAUAAAGAGUAUUCAAAAAUAAGGUUGAAUGCUUUACAUUUUUGAUACCAAUAAAUUUCAAAUUUAUAUAUACUUCACUUCCUAUAAAGAAAAAACUAAGUUUUCCAGAGUUGACUGAAUAUUAGAAAAGGACAGAUUUUAUAGGGAAUCCACUUAAGUGUUUUUUUUUAACUGUAAUAUUAUCAGUUGUUAAGAGCAAAGAUUUACCAAACUAUAAGUGUAUAGAAAAUAUCUAUGAUACAAAUUUCCAAGUUUGAAAACAUGCAGAUUCAUCAGCUCCUUUUCUGAAUCUUGCAUAAUUUCAAUAUAUAAACAGAAACCAAGAUUUGCAGAUGUCCUCAACCUCCCAAAUUACAAAAAAAUGUUGAGUACCUAUGAGAGCCAGGUACUUUUCUACAUGUUAAUUGUGAAUUUAAAUUUAAAAGGUCUUAAGAACUAGCAUAUUAAUACAUCUUAGUUUUUUCUCUUUAAAAUGGAAAUAUUGGGCUUCCCUGGUGGUGCAGUGGUUGAGAAUCUGCCUGCCAAUGCGGGGGACACGGGUUUGAGCCCUGGUCUGGGAAGAUCCCACAUGCCGCGGCGUGACUAGGUCCGUGAGCCACAAUUGCUGAGCCUGCGCGUCUGGAGCCUGUGCUCCGCAACAAGAGAGGCCGCGAUAGUGAGAGGCCUGCGCACCGCGAUGAAGAGUGGCCCCCACUUGCCGCAACUAGAGAAAGCCCUCACACAGAAACGAAGACCCAACACAGCCAUAAAUAAAUAAAAUUAAAAAAAAAAAAAAAAAAGGAAAUAUUUUUAAACCAGUAAUAUAUUCAUUAGUAUUUUUUAAACUAGAAGAUUAUUUUCCCGGAAUUUACCAGAACAUAUCUAUUUCCAAGUUUGAUUAUUCUUCCACAGUUUACACAGAUUAACUAAAAGGAAAAUAUUUAAAAAUUACUUGAUCCUUGCAUUGAAGAAUGGUAUGAUGACAUAGGUAGAAUCAGAAUGUGAUACUUAAAAAUAAUUAUUAACCACAAAAAAUAAGAACAACUUAGAAUCACCUGAACAUAUGCAUUUUCUUUAGAAAAUGUGGAAUGUCUUCUUUUACUCAGCUUUCUUUAAAAUGGAAAUUUAAAAAAAUGAGUAGAAAGCUACAUUUCUGAAUUUUUACGUAACUUAUACAAAUGUUUGUAAAGGCUGUCCUUGGAAGAGAACUGAACAAAACUUUAGCUAAGCAAGUUUAACCUAUGUCUCAAGAAGACCAGUUCUAACUAUGUCUUCCUCUAUAUCAAAUGACAACAUUACUUUUGAGGUUUCCUUCAGUCAAGUAUAAAAAGGAAAAUUUCAUAAUAUCAGUGUUUUGCUUUAUUUUUAAAGUUUGUAUUUAAGUAUCUCUGAAAUCUUUAAGCAUGAAGCUUGAAAGAACUGCUUGCAGUCCUAAAAUGUAUUAUUUUGUUUUUGUUUUGUAGGAAAUUAUGUUAAUAGUCCUUGAAAUAUAUGCUUCUUAAAUUCCUCUGUUACAUUGUGAACGACAUCAACAUAAUUUUUCUUCUUUUUGCUUUAGUCUUCCAACCGUAUAUAUUCUGUGAAAAUUUCUAAACAGAGAGAAAGCAAUAUUCUCUAUUUCCAACUUUUGUUAGGUUUUAGGAUAAAUAAUUGACAAGAUCAGAAUGAAGUCAUUACAGCAAUCAGUUAUUACUGUUUCAGUUAUUCUUGAUCUGUGACAACUGUUCUUCACUAUACCAACAGAAUGUUUAAGUGGCUAUAAUAAACUCAGUCGAUUGCAUAUAUAAUCUUGUAUAAUUAUGUGAAAGAUAUUUCUAAUACACUGAGAUUAUUCCAAGUAUAUUUUUAUAUUAACAUAUACCUUGACAUGCCUACAAACAAUAUCCUUUCCAACAUUUAUUCCAUAUCAUAAUGUUGGUAUAUGGACAUUCCUUUUAUUUUAUGUAUGCUAAUAUGCAUGGUGGUAUCUCACUGUGGUUUUAAUCUGCAUUUCCCUAAUGACUAACAUUGAACAUGUUUUCAUGUACUUAUUUGCCAUCAGUUAAUCUUUAAUGAAAUAUCUGUUCAAAUCUGUGGCCCAUUUAAAGUUGGUUUGUUUGCUUGCUUUUGAGCUUUGAGUGCUCUUUAUAUAUUCCAGAUCAAAUCCCUUUUCACAUUUGUGAAAUGCAAAUUUUUUCUAGGCUGUUAUCUUCUCAUCUUAGGAGUAUGUUCUGAGGAGUAGAAAUUCUUAAUUUUUGAUGAGGUCAUUAUUUAUCAUUUUUAUCUUUUAUGAAUUGUGUUUUUGGUGUCAUAUCAAAAGAAAUCUUUCCCUAACCUAAAGCCACAAAUAUUUUCUCCUAAAAGUUUUGUAGUUUUAGGUUUUACAUUUAGCUCUAUCACAUUUUUGAGUCAAUUUUUGUAUACGCUGCAAGAGAUGGAUCAAAGUUGGUUUUUGUUUGUUUUUUUUUUGCGUAUAGAUAUCCAGUUGUUCCUGCGUCAAUUGAUAAAACACUUUCCAUUCUCCACUGGAUUGCCUUUGCUUCUUUUUCAAAAAAAAUCAAUUGGCCAUAUAUGUACAGGUUUAUUUCUGGACUCUAGUUUGUUCCAUUAACCUUUUUCUGUCUUUAUGCCAAUACUCUCUUGAUGACUGUAGCUUUAUGAGUCCUGAAGUCAGGUAAUGUAAGCCCUCCAACUUGACUCUUUUUCAAAAUUGCUUUGGGACUUCCCUGGUGGUGCAGUGGUUAAGAAUCUGCCUGCCAAUGCAGGGGACACAGGUUUGAUCCCUGAUCUGGGAAGAUCCCACAUGCCACAGAGCAACUAAGCCUGUGUGCCACAACUACUGAAGCCUGUGGACCCUAGAGCUUCCAUGCCACAAUUACUGAGACCACGCACUGCAACUACUGAAGCCCGUGUGCCACAAGAAAAGCCACCACAAUGAGAAGCCCGCGCACUGCAACAAAGAGUAGCCCCUGCUCGCUGCAACUAGAGAAAGCCCACGCGCAGCAAUGAAGACCCAACGCAGCCAGAAAAUAAAUUAAAAAAAAAAACCACUUAAAAACUGCUUUGACUAUUCAACUUUUGCAUUUCCAUAUGAAUGGUAGAAUCAGAUUGUUGAUUUCUAUUAAAAAGGCUACAGGGAUUUUGAUUGAGAUGUUGUUGAAUCUACAAAUGAAUUCUGGGAGAACUGAUGUUUUAACAAUAUUGGCAUUUCCAAUGCAUAAAUAUAUCUCUGUAUUUCUUCAACAUUUCUCUCAACUGUGUUUUGUAGUCUUUAGUGUACAGGUCUUUUAAGUAUUUCAUUUUUGGUGCUAUUUUAAUAAGUAUUUUAAUUUCAAUUUCUGAUUUUUAAUGCUAGUAUAUAGAAAUGUAAUUGGUUUUUAUAUAUUGAUCUUAUA